Molecule: messenger RNA, 7836 nt
Organism: Leucoraja erinaceus (little skate)
Lineage: Eukaryota; Metazoa; Chordata; Chondrichthyes; Rajiformes; Rajidae
Gene: fancd2
Product: FA complementation group D2
Exons: 44
Coding region: 1140-5492 (1450 amino acids)
Biological process (GO): double-strand break repair involved in meiotic recombination; homologous chromosome pairing at meiosis; interstrand cross-link repair
Cellular component (GO): condensed chromosome; nucleus
Molecular function (GO): DNA polymerase binding
Source: RefSeq, a predicted model, not a curated record
AUAUCAUUGGGGAAAUGAUUAUUGUCAAUUUAGCUAUUGUGGGAAAACAAUAUCAGAAUUAUCAUUAAAAAUCUGAGGCCAAUUUUCCUUUACACAAAGGGUUAUGGAUAUAGUUUAAGGUGCACAAAAAUGCUGGAGAAACUCAGCGGGUGCAGCAGCAUCUAUGGAGCGAAGGAGAUAGGCAACGUUUCGGGCCGAAACCCUUCUUCAGACUCACAUAUAGUUUAGUUUAGUUUAGUUUUUUUUAUCACGUGUACUGAGGUCAGCAGAAAGGCUCCACAUGAUCGCAAUCGAGCCAUCCACAGUGUACAGAUACGUGAUGAAGGGAAUAAUGUUUAGUGAAAGGUAAAGUCCGAUUAAAGAUAGUCCGAGUGUCCCAAUGUGAAUGAGUUGGAUGGUAGCUCACGACCGCUCUGUAGUUGUUGAUAGAAUGGUUCAGUUGUCUGUUAUCAGUUGGGAAGAAGCUGUCCCUGAAUCUGGAGAUGUGCAAUGUUACACGUCUAUUCCUGUAAUAAUGUAUUGAUCCAUUUAGGAGACACAAGUAUUAACUGCAGGUAGACAAGAUAGACUACAGAUGUUGGUCUUCCACAUUUGGGCCAUUUACAACAUUUACAUCCUUGUAAGACGAAGAUAGCUGCAAAUCUUUGGAUUUCUGCAUCUCUGGAGAACAUGGAUAGAUGAUGUUUCAGUUUGGGACCCUUCUUCAGUCCUUGGGGAAUAGAAGAAUUAGUGGUGAUCUGCAGAAACCUGUACAGUUAUCAGGGGUGAUUGACAAGAAAGAUGCGAAGAAAACAUUUCUUUAAGUGGGAGUAUUUUUUAACAAGGGGCAUAGUUUCAGAGGAAUUCCUUUUUGCUCAGAGAGUCCUCUGGGAGACCAGAACCGUACUUCAAGCGAUACUCGACUGCCAGCAUUUGCAGUUUUUUUUGGCUUUACCUACCACAGUAUUUUGUCUCCCACAGAAGGAAAUUAGGACCUUAACGAUGAGAGACUACAGGUUCCAUCAUGCACAGCAGCUUUGACGCAGGCGCAGUGAGGCGCGGCGGAGGUGGUGACGCAUGCGCGGUGAGCCGGCUGCAGUGGCGGGCUGUACAAGUUUGAUCAUCAGUCAGCUGCUGGGAGCAGGCCCAAGGCCGGCGAUAUGGUGGCUAAAAGAAGGUUGUCUAAGUCAGCCGACGACGACAUGGUAAUUGCCAAAGACCAAUCAACGGCGAAGAAAAGCAAAAUUGGCGGUAGAAAACGAAUAGCGUCUGCUGAGGAGGGAGAGGUGGAUGAUGAUACAGUGUUUGUACAGUUGCUGAAAACGGCAGGAGUGAUUCUGAAAUAUGGAAAUCUACCAAAUAAACUAACUUUAGACCAGGCAAUUUUUCAAAAGAAGCUCUAUCAAUCUUUGAGGAAGCACGCACGCUAUCCAAAUGUUGUGCAGGAGUUUAUAAGAGGCAUGGAAUCGUACAUCGAGAACAGGGAUAAAUUCAGAAACUGCCUGUUACCUUGUGGGCAAUAUCAAGAGGGAGAAUCAAGUAAUACUGUGAACUAUCAAGAAAGUCUCAUAAAGCUGCUUCUUGGGAUUGAGAUUCUGCAGCCUCCUGUUAUGAAUAUGUUAUUUGAAAAAAUUCCUGAAUUUAUGUAUGAUGGCGUACCAGAGGAUGGCAUUAACUUGCCAAGACUCAUCAUCAAUCAGUUUAAAUGGUUGGACAGGAUUGUAGACAGCAAGGAUUUGACCAAUAAAGUCUUGCAGUUGAUUAGUGUUGCACCCCUUGAAAUUCAAUGUGACAUCAUAACCAGCUUGCCAGAAAUCCUUGAAGAUGCUCAACACAAUGAAAUUGCCAAGGAACUCAAUUCCUUGCUGCAACAGAACACACAUUUGACUGUGUCCAUCUUGGAUGCUCUGUCUAGUCUAAACCUACGUGCUGAGUUAUUGGUAGAGGUGCGUCAUUCAGUUAUGUCAACCUUAUCUGCAGUUAAACUUGAUGAUCUUCCUGUGGUCGUCAAAUUCAUUCUUCAUGCCAUCACAACAGCAGAUGCUAUGGAGGUGAUUAGGGAACUGCGCAAGAAUCUAGAAUUGGAGUCGUGUGUGCUUCCUUGUCAACUCCAGGCCAGCCAAGGCAAACAAAAUCAGAUUGCAAAGGGGACUUCAGUGAGUCGGGAGAACGGCAGUAAUGACUGCGUUGCGAUUAUGUUUGAUGUUAUCAAAGCUGCUGUCCGGUUUCAAAAAGUAACAGCUGAAGCUUGGAUUAAGGCAAUUGAAAGUGUAGAUUCUGCUGCUGAGCACAAGGUAAUAGACUUGCUAGUUCUCCUGAUCCUCCACUCAGCUGGUGCGAGCAUUAGCAAGAAGCAAGUAGAGAAACUGCUGCGCAGCAAGAUUCGUCUCGACCAGAUCAGGGAUCAACUUCUGCAGGUUGCAUUCAGGAGUCAUGCUCUGGUUGUCCGUGAAUACUUUCCAUCUGUUCUGUCCUUGGCUCAGACCCUAUUGAGAUCCCCAGAUAUCAGUGUGGUCUCGUUUGGAAGUCAGAUGUAUAAAUAUGCCUUUAUGAUGUUUGAUUCCUACUGCCAGCAGGAGGUUGUUGGAGCGCUGGUGACACAUGUUUGUAGUGGUUUCACAGCAGAGGUGGAUAUCUCACUCGAUGUACUCACAGACCUGGUCUCCCAGAGCUCAUCUGCUAUGGCCAUCUAUGCUAUCUUUGUGAAGGGUAUUUUGGAUUAUAUGGACAACUUGUCCCCUCAACAAAUUAGGAAGCUGUUUUUCAUUCUCAGCACAUUGGCUUUCAGUAGAGGACUGGAGGGCAGCCAUAUUCAGGAUGACAUGCACAUUAUUAUCAGGAAACAACUGUCCAGUACUAUAUCCAAAUACAAGCGCAUCGGGAUCAUCGGGGCAGUCAUGAUGGUGGGAUCCAUGGCUUGUGACGGAAGUAAAGUUGAUACGUGUUCAUCAGAUUUACCAGCCAUGAGCAAGGAAUCGUUCAGACAGGCGACAGCUCUGCUUGAACUGGUACGUUCCUGCAGUGAACAUUCUCCAGAGGCUGCUGCUCUCUAUUAUGAUGAGAUGGCUAACUUGGUUCAGAAAGGAAACCUGGAUCCCCAAGUGCAGGAAUUGAUUGGAAGGAGCGUACUUGAUGAUUUUCAAGAAGACUUUGUUGUAGAUCUAAUACCAGACAUCGCUGAUAAAUAUCUGCUGCCACUGAAGUGCAUGUUUAAUCUGGAUGAAGAAGAGAGUGAAGGUGGGAUUGUUAUCAACCUACUGCCGCUGCUGUCCAACAGUUUGACUAACGCAAGCAUUGAUGGAAAACCCAGCAAACAGGGGGCCAAGAAAUGCGUUUCUCCCGUGAGUCUUGCUUCCUUUUUCCGUCUGCUGCGACUAUGCGAAGAGGUGCAACACGAUGGAAAUUUGGAGGAGAUUGACGCCUUGUUAGGUUGUCCACUUCACCUGACCAACUUGGAGCUUGUGGAGAAGGUGGAGUCACUGUCCAAACCAGAACGGGAGCUGCUUUGUUCUUUGCUGUUUCAUGCCAUCAAUUGGUUCAGAGAGGUAGUGAAUGGAUUCUGUAAACUGCAGGACAUUGAGAUGAAGGGAAAGGUACUUCUCCGAUUACAAAACAUCACUCAGCUGCAGGGACUACUUGAGAAGUGUAUAACAGCAACUCCUGGAUAUGUUCCUCCACUGGCAAACUUUGAUUCGGAGAUCACAGAGGUUCCUCCAACCAUUGCUCCUGCAGCUGUAGCGAAGAAAAGAAAUAAAGAUCUGAAGGGCAAGAGAAAGCAGAAAUCAGAAGGCAGCAAGAACUCCUCCACUGACAGCUCCCAGACUGAAGAGCCUUCAGAAGAAAGUCAGAUGCCAACCGGGAAUACUCAAGGAAAGGAGAACAAUGAAGAAGGAAAGGUUUUCGUUAACUUGGCCAAUUAUAGAGCUUACUUUAGGGAACUGGAUAUAAAUGUUUUUUUUGCACUACAAUCGGGUCUGGUAACCAAAUCCCAGCUGGAUUCUGAGCUACAUACAAAGGUCACCGAGGUUGUGCAGCUGGGGUCAGCAGAGCUCAUGUUUCUUCUGGAGGAUCUAUCUCGUAAACUGGAUUACAUGUUGGUCGCAAAUGUUACCAAGAAAAUUCUAUUCCUGAAGGUUAAGGGAGAUCGAGAUGUUGGAUUUUCGCAUUUGCGCCAAAUGACUCCCCAGCAACUUGCUCAGUUUACUCUAAAAUUGCUCAAUCCCCUGUGUAACCAUCUGGAAAAUGCUCACAAUUUCUUUCAGGCGUUGAUGGCUGAGAACAAUGGUGUGGUGGACGUACUGGGAUCAGAUGUAAAAGAGUCUCAGAGGAUGGCUGCUUGCUAUCACCUACUACUUCAGAUCUUGAACACUCUCUUUGCUUGGUGUGGAUUUGCCCAGAAUGAAAAUCGUAAACUACUAAAAUCGGCUCUCGAUGUUCUGGCAAACAGACUCAAAGCAGGAGAUGGUGAAUUGGGAAUGGAAGAGCUCUUCAGGCAGACUUUCCGCUAUCUGCAGAAUUUCCAGAACACUAUUCCCCGCUGUGCCUCUGCAGUAACUCUUACCCAGCUGCUCAUUGUCAUAUCAUCUCGAUCUUCAGACAGCCAGUGCAAGGAGAAAAUAGCAACGAUAGCACGGGGCUUCUUGUGCCAGUCAUGGAUUUUGCCAACUGGAGAAAAAGAGAAGGGCAAUAAGUAUAACGAAGCUCUGGACACACUCCUAUGUAUUUAUUUGAAACAUACAGACGACGUGUUGAAAUCUGUGGAGGAAAUUGCUGGUGUGGGCGUUCCUGAACUAAUGAACUCAACCAAAGAGGGCAAUUCGCGGACCUUUCCAACACUAACCAGGCAAACUUUUCUGGUCUUCUAUCGGGUGAUGAUGAGGGAAUUGGAUUCAUCAGUAAAGGAAAUUCCGUCUGGCACGCAGUCCGAUUCAGCUGAGGUGCAGAUAGAGAAGCUGCUGCGUUGGAAUCUAGCGGUGCGAGAUUUUCAUAUCCUGGUAAAUCUUGUAAAGGUGUUCGACAGCAGGCCAGUCCUGGGUGUUUGCCUUAAGCAUGGACGCCUUUUCAUUGAAUCUUUUCUGAAGCAAGGCAUGCCACUCCUUGACUACAGCUUCAAGAAGCACCGGGAUGACGUUCAUAGUUUGCUGAAAACUCUACAGCUGAGCACCCGUCAGUUGCACCAUAUGUGUGGACACAGCAAGAUCAACCAGGAUACUAAUCUGACCAAUCAUGUCCCACUGUUGAAGAAGCUGUUGGAAUUAUUUGUGUAUCGAGUUAAAGCAAUGUUGACCAUCAACAAAUGCCAAGAGGCAUUCUGGCUAGGAAACCUCAAAAACAGGGACCUGCAGGGAGAAGAGAUUUUAACCCAGCAAUCCCAGGAGGAGAGUGGAGGUGAUGAAGCAUCACAGUUACCUGAAGACGAUAUGGAAGAGGAGGUAGAGGAGGAAGAGAAUGAUGAAUGUGAAUCCAAAAUAAGGAAAGCUACAAGGGAUGACGAAGACUCUGACACCGACUAGGCCGUUACUGAGGGGGAAUAAAGAUCAAGAAAAACAAUUGGAAUGUCCAUGGCUCUUCUGAAAAGGAAUCUUACCAAUUUUACUGUGUUUGUCUCACAACUGGAGUCCAGUCCCACCCUACAUACUCUUCAUGUUCCCUGAAGCAGCCACAUUAAUGACUUAUCCAGGACAUCGCGGGAAGACCAACAAAUGAAGCAUUAUCAAUGCACUUUAAAGAACACGUAAAAUUUCUACCUGGGGUUCACCUCGCGUUGCAUUCACAGCUGCCGACGAUGGUCCAGAGGUGUUUAUGGGGUUUGUUAGAAAUUCCAAUACCAUCACCUUCUUAUGUUUUGACAAGCUGAUCUUUAGGACCCAUCCUGGAAAGCCUUGAUCUUUGCUGAGGCUACUGGAUGGAGACAAGGAUUGUAGGUUGGGAGUCACUGGUGGAUUUGGUGCACAAAUGAUGUGAGAGUUAAGAAAUCAGCUAAUGGUGUGAACAAUAAUGGGGACAGACAUUUGGAGUGAAUGUCAAGUUGAGUUUAGAACGGGAAGUGAAAGAACAAAACCUUUAGUUUAACUUGCUGUUCAUUUUAUAUAAAUAUACAUUUAUCUUCAGCCUCUUCUUUUAAUGUUGUUGAUUAUUCAUCGCAGUCCAUUGAUAUUCCAUAUCCUUGUUCUUAUUAAAUGUACCACGAUGAUUGGUAUUUGAACUCUCAAUUUCAUGAUUGAAAUUUGAAUUUAAAUUGAAAUUCAGAUAUGUUGUGAUAGGGAACAGAGAGCCUAUGCAAUGCCCCGUGGCACAUCGUCGAAGGCGGUCCUCUGUUCUCCAUUUUGGUUUCUUGGCUCUGAUAUCGUGGACAAGACACAAGUGAAUGUUAGGCAUUGCCACAAAGGAAGAGGCAAUUGAAAGCAAAGACAUAUCUGGUCAAUGAAAGUCAUCUAUCAAUUGCUAGUUUUGUCGAGGAGCAGGUAUCCUGCCCAACUUUUGCUAUGGAUUGUGUGUAGGAAGGUCAGGAUAAUCUGAUACAAUCUUUGGAAUUGCUUUGUGUUUAAAAUAUCAUCUUUAAUGAACCCAGUUCUUUUAGAUGCAUUAAAGCAUUUCAAGAAUUAAUUGAUAAUCAACCAGAAUUUUGGGCAUGCAGAGAUGCAGGUCAUGUCUUGCCAUACAUUGCUCACUUGUAUGAUAUUCACAACUGCUUAUAGGUUUUGAACUGUGAAUAAUCAAAAUUAUUUGGCGCUUUGAGACUUAAAUAACAUACCUUGGUAUUUAUCCAACGGCAUACAGGAUUGCAGGUUAAUUAGUUUGGUAAAAAUUGUAAAUUGUCCCUAGUGUGUGUAGGAUAGUGCAUGUGUGCAGGGACGGGUAGUCAGCAUGGAGUUGGUGGGCCGAAGGGCCUUUUUUGCGCUGUAUCUCGAGACUAAACGCUCAAUACUUUGAACUGACACCAGGGAUUUUUAAACAUUUGUAGUUUGUUGGAUCGGAACAUUUUCUGAAAUGUUUCUGUUCCUUGACUUGAUAUUUAUUAACUACAUAAAUUAAUGUUUCUUUGUUGUCGUUUUCAUAGAUGGUGUACCACGUUGCAAUGGUUUAAUUUAACAGGUGGCUUUGAUAGAAACGGAGUACAAUAUAUACCCCAUUAUUUUGUUUUGCUCAUCAUUUAAACGAACCAGCCAUAAAUUUCUUCAGUUUCUUAACCUUCAAAUUUUACUUAUCUGUAUGUAUCGGCUACAUUUUGAAAUUGAAAUAAAUCUCAUUUCAGUAUUUCAGAUUUUCAUAACAAUAGUCUUAGCAAAAAUUGCAGAAUGAAGAUGAAAUUACAUUUAUUAGCAGACUAAAGAAGAGCUUUAUAAAUGGCAAUCUUUGGUGAAAGCUCAUUAUGCCAUUCUAGUAUCCGGCACGGUGAUUAAUUUGUGUUUAGGGUUAACAUUACAACAUUUAUUUAAUUGGCAAUCAGAUAUUAUAUCAGGUAGACUGUCAUAUUACAAGAGCGAUACUUAGAAGGCAAUAUUUUUUCGUUAAAUAAUGGAUUCAGUUGAAAUAUAUUGGAGCUUUGCUUCACAUGAACAGAAGGUUGAUCUUGGGACUGGUUCUGAUUGUUCAUGGAUGGUUAUGACUAUAUAUGAUUGGUUGCAUGCAUAAACCAAUCUACAGUAAAUAACUGUCCAAUUUUGCUGAAAUGCCCUCUUUCAUCAUUUAAAUAAAUGUAAAUAAGGAAUUACUAUUGGAAUCGGUUUUAUGCUGCUCAACUCAGUUUGUUUAUUACAGGUAUUAUGAGCUUUAUAAUUGUAAACUGUUGUUAACAAGUUUUACACUGUAUAAAAUUAAAAUUAAAGUUUGACUUUUAGUGAAUUUCCUACUUGU